CAGAACCACUUCCAAUAUCAAGGACAGGUGACCCUCAACUGGACUAUUUGCACAGGACUCUGGACCUCCAGGAUACAUCCCUCCCCCAUCAUAUAAAAGAGCUCCUAUAAUGGGAAUAGGGCGCCGAGGAUAUGGUGAAAUUGCUGUUGACUACAGGUACAGAGGGGAUUUGUACCAGCAGAUACAAGUGGCUCCAGAUGGAUCUCACUGGUUCACCAGACAUCCAGGUGGUUCCUGGCCGGAUCCCCAGAGAGAAAGGAGCAUGUCCAGCCAGAAACAGCUUUACCCUGUGUAUACUACCAAGGAGCGCCCCGGUGGAGGGAUCCAAUAUAUCCCCUUUGACGACCCCCGCAUCCGCCAUAUAUCCUCAGCCUUGGGUGGCAACUCCCUGACGGAUGCUGACAAGAUCCGGCACAUCCGCAACGAGCUUCCCAGCGUCACCGUGUCGGAGCCUGUAUCCAACGUCAGUGCCUUUUUGCCCCCACCAUUGGGGCCUUUCAUCGCUGCCAAACUGGCCGAUGAUGUUAACCAGACGUCUUCUAGCGACUUCGACAAUGACAAUAACAGGUGGCACAGUGAUUUGCACAAAGAGGCUGUCGAUAACUUCCCAGCAACUGACCAAAACUGCAACAACAGAUAUCCCAAAAACCAUCGUUCUCCUUCAUCUCCCUCUUCAGCCUUCCAGGCCCCAUUACCAAGAAGUUCUUCUCGCCAGGGGUCCAGCUCAUAUCAGGUCUUUGCAGAAACCAUCACACAAGUGAAGAAAAUUGUCCCAGAUUCAGGGCCAGAGAACACUAAGAGAAGAGUGAGCGAGACCAUCUUCUGCCUUGUGUCCGUCCCUGUUCACACACCGACUAACAUUAGCAAAGACUUAGCAGCAGAUCAGAACAACAAUGAGACAAUGGCAAGUCUGACUGUCACCAACACAAACACUUUCGCUGUAGGUCUCAAAGAGAGCCCCAACAUACGGAGCAAGUCAGUGAAUGAGAUGCCCAUCCAACACCAAUACUCUCACUUUCACACCAGCAGCACGUCCUCAAUGAGGAACUACAAGAGGGCUCCUCUAAGGAAGGAGAUAAUAGAUGCUUGGGCACUUCAAGCCAGUGAAGACAAAGAGUUGUGCUCUGCUGGGUCCUGGCCUGGAAACCAGUACCGAAACCAGGAAACACAGACUGGCUCACCUUUGACAGUGGUGAAAAUUCAAGAGCCUCAGAGUCCUCCUGGCAGACAAGAGCCUGCUCAGUCGGUUUCAGACACAACCACAGACAGUGGUGUGGGGACAGACAGUAGCUCUUCUUAUGGUUACCCCAUGGCAGGCCAGAAAGACCUUCAUCCCUCCAGCAAUAGCGCCUUCUCCCGUCUUAGCCUCAGCCCAACACAACCGGCAUCCCUUCUACCCUCUCAACAAGACCCGUUCUCUCCAUCAAAGGCCCAGGAACAGGGAGAGCAGCCUUGCUCCCCCAGGAAGAGCAACUCCAGUCCCCCGGAGAGUACAGAGCAAGUGAGCUUUGGCCAGUUUCUCUUAAAGCCAGUGAACCGACGACCCUGUGAUGCCAUUGGUGAACUGGAGACCAUUAAUAAGGAGAUGGAAGACACAAUCAGCAAGAGACCCAAUGUUGGUCACUGCAUUGACGAUCUAGAUGGGAUGAAUAAAAGAUUAGCUCGGUUCAAAUCAGGAGCACAUUUCACUGCUGGUCCAGAAUCAGGCAGGGAAGCAAUCAGUCUUCCACCAAUGCACAUAGAAAAACCCAACAACCUAAAAGUCAGAUCAAAGUCCUUUGCUUCUACCGCUGAUCUAGACUCUAUGGACACGAAGAGUGCUUUCUCCAGAAUUCAGGCUAACAACAUAACACCAACAAAUGAGCUAUCCAUACUUUCUAAACCAGGCCCCAAAGACAGUUGCCUCCUGCCCUCACUACCCCUACACAAUGAGUCAAACCAGCUCUAUAGACAGGACAUCCCAGUGCCUCAAGAGUCCUUGCUGAGGGAUGUAGGGUUAACCGUUUACACAGAGACUCCUGGUGGUCCUGGGGAGCCAAUGCAGCGCUCACUCUCAGUCCCCCCUCUGCUCAAUCAUAAGGAGCUUAGUCAGUCAGUGCAGAUCUCGUGGGAGAGCAGGACAGCACUUGUUAAAAAUAGUGGUAGCCCCGAGCACAAUUCAAAUAAAGAGCUUCAAGCUGAGGUCGAGACUGAGAGAAAGGCUAAGACAGACAAUGUUCCACCAUUCAGGGGUGAGGUGAAUUUAAGCAUCUGUAGAACCAGGAGUGAAGGCAGCAGAUCACCUCAAAAAGAGGGUACUUCUCAUAUCACCAGGCUGACGAGGGGGGUUUCUUUUGCGUUGAAGGAUGAAGAUGAUGGCGGCAAUGGGAGAUACGCCAUCUCUGAGCCUCUGAUCUACAAGAAUGAGUCAACCAUUGCAGAUAAGCAUCUAGAAAACUUACUGAUUCUGGAGAAAGCCAAUUCUUUACCUGCAGAGGACCUCAGCAACCUGUAUGAGGUUAAAUACGCAAAAGGUAUACCUGAAAAUGAGUCCAUCGAACAGAGGGCUGCCAGAAUUCUGGGUAUUGCUGUUCCAGUGGAGGCCUUGGGUGUGGCUGACAAACAGUCCGAGGACAACCAGGACAAUAUGGAUACCACCGUAGUUGAGAAACUACAAAGUCCUGGGGAAGGGACACAGCAGGUGAUACGAGAGGGUGAGCAAGUCAAAGAUAAGUCCCUUGUCCAGGGAGCAGAGACCGAGGAGGUCAAGGGGACAGAAUCUGUAGUGGAACACGAAAAAGGGACAGACAAAAGCACAGCAGCAACCACAGUGAUAGUGAAAAUAAAGAGGAUACUGAGAUUCAGUCCCUGCUGGUACUGGAUCUGCCCGAGUUCCCACCUCAUAAGCUUCCCCUAUCCCUCCCGGCCCCUUCUGAUGACGAGCUAGCAUAGCAUGUGCAAUGUGGAGAGGAGGGGGCGAGGUGGACCAUGCAAACUAAUCGAAUCUUUGCAAGAAAAGCUAAACUCCUCCGCUUCUUCGUCUGCUUCAUCUCUGGGCAGGUCAACCCCAGACAGAAUGGCCCGUCUGAAAGAGCUGGACUCAGUGUCUCGAAUAAGACGCCUCAGCCUCAAAGGUUCAGAGUCUGGAGGAGAAGUUGACUCUGAGGAUAGGGAUGGUGACAGAGGGGAGAGUCAAGUUCAGGAAGCGACAAAGGAGGAAGUUGUGGAGCAACGAGAAGAGGAAGAGGAUAAGAAACUGGAGGAAGAAGGAGGGAAGGGGGAGGAUAACCCAGAAGCACAUGACAAGCUGGGAGAUCCUGAAGAAGACUGUAAACCUAAAGAAGAAGUAAAGGGAAAUAAAGGGAUAUGUGAGGAAGAGCAAAGACAAGAAGAGGAGGCAGAAGAGAUGCAUGUUGAGAUUGCACUAAAAGCAGGAAAUGAAGGAGUAAAAAAGUAGACGGCAAAUUGAAAACAGAGGAAUCAGAAGGAGAGGUGGAGCAGAAAAUUGUGGAGGAUGGCAAAGAAAAGCCUUUGGAGGAGAUAAAAGAUGGACAUCAUACAGUCGAGAUUAGCAGAGCUGAGGCGACACAAGACGCUGGCAGAGAAAAGUUGCCCAAACCAAAGCAGCGCACCAGGCUGCAGAAGCCUCCUUUGCUUCCUAAACCUCGCAGUGUUCCCAAGAGAGAAAUAACACUGCCUCUGAGCUUUAGCACUGGGACCUGUGGUCCCUCGAAUAUGGAGGAUGAGGAGAUGCUCUCUGUCUCAGACUCGUAUGACCCCAGUCGAGUGGAGAGAGUGUAACCUCAGUGGAAAUCUGUCUGUUCUCAAGUUAACAGCUUUUUCCCCAGCAUUAAAGGCGUACAUCCCACCUCACCGCUUAGUCAGCCGUGACCCCUCCAAUAUUGUUACGCAUUACACUGAACUGACUAUCCUGGUGCUGCAAGAGCAUUUUUACAGCCAAAUAAAGGCCCCCCGCCGGUCCUAAUUCUUCAGGCCUUUUCAACCUCAACGUCCUUGUCCUUCCAUUCUCUAAAAGUUCAGUUGCUCAAGCAAGCGGACUUCCUCCUCUUGAAGUUGUCUUUUUGUUUUUUAAAUUUGAUUUUCGGAAAAAUGCAUGUCAUUAUUCCCGUAUGCACUUGGGCUCUUUCUUGAGCUUCGGUGUUGAAAAAUGAAUGUAAAAGUGCUUCUGCUCAACAAACAUAAGAAAUGUAACAUGUAAAAAAAAAAGAAAGAAAAAAAAAGAAAGAAAGCAACAGUAUUGCAUUACAAUCAGUAUUAACCUACACCAAAUGUAAAUAAGAAAGAGUUAUAAGAUUUUAUUAAGAAUAUAAAAACAUCAAUUUAAAUCAUUUAAUUGCUGAAGAAAUGUAUAUUUUCUUUUCUAGGGUUUAAAAAAAGACUGGGGGUUUUUAAAAGUUUUGGGCCGGGGUGGAAUUUAAAAAUGAAAAACCCCGUUUAUUUUUAUAAUUGGGGGGUUGAGAAUGUAUCAGAGAGGGCCCGGGGAAUUUGAAACCCCGGGGGGUCUUUGAAUAGUUUCACUAUAAGAGCAAUUUAGUCGCAGUACGCGGGACAUUUGUGACAUGAUUUGAGAAUAAAUCUCCAUUUCAAGGAGCUGAUCUCAUUUAAACGGCUUUCUUUAAAGCUCCACCUUUUGGUACAAGUGUUAGGCUUGCACUGCUGAGAUUAUUGGCUUUAUGUUACCAGUGAGCACCUGUUAAUCUCUUCAAAUGCUCCGAGAUUACACUUGGAGGGAUUCCCGGUUGGCACCCUCCACAUUCUCCACCGCCGUCAGUCUCAGCACCAGUAACGUUUUAUCAGAAGCGUCUGAUUUAAGUGUUAUUUUUUUGUUCAUUCUCAUCCUGUUAACGAUGAAAAUGUAUAUUUUGUGGCGUUACCAGAAGUCUAUAUUUAACCAUGGUUUUCAUUCGUCCACAUCUUAGUUCAUGUGUGAUUUCAGAAGUGCUUUUUUUGAUGGGAAAUAACAGAUGUAGCUAUAUUGAUCUCAGUGUGCCUUGUACACACUGUUUCUGUGAAGAAAUUCAUUUGUGUGUAACACAUCCAGUAUUGUCAGUUUUUACGAAUCUUAAUUUCAACUGGACAGUGAUUCAUUUUGACUUUAAUGAAAACAUUUGGGAGGUGUUUUUGGCAAUAAUAAUACUGCUACUAAUAAUAAUAAUAUUUAGCUGUUGAAGCUUAAUGUUGAUGCUGUACAGAAAAUUGCUGUUGGAAUACUCACAGUAUCUGAACAUAUUCAAUCAUUUCGUGUUGACAUAUCAGGUGUGUUGUGUUGUGGGCAUAACUGGCAAUUGGUUUACACUCACUUCACGUAUGGGGUAGCAAUACAAGAAGAUUAAAAACAUACCAAACCAAACUUUAUGCUAUGCAUUGGACACCUACAUUUACUGGGCUUAGUAUCAAAAUUCAAAGCUGAAAAACGUCAACUUCUGCUUUGCUUGUUUGACAGUGUCACUCUUUGUUCCAGUAUUUGAUGUUGAACCUAGUUGGACGUGGUUGUAGACUUGCAUAGACGGGGCUAGUGGAAGCUCAGUGCAAGGUUUUGUCUCUGUCCUGUUACCAACCCAGUACCCGUACCUCUGUGUUCCAGGUAAAGUGUUAUCUGGCCAUUUGUAGGUCUUUUUGUACUGCAAGUUCUUUGUAACAUAUAUGAUAUGAUAUAGACUAUUGGUGCACAUCUUGCUUUGAUAUUUUCUAUUUUCAUACAGAAGUAUGUACAGCUUCUUUUGUAUGCGCAGCAUCUUUUUUUCUUUUCUUUUUUUUUUCUCCGUUUUGUUGUGCAUGUAAUGCGUAAGAAGUCACAAAGAGAAGGCAUAUUUGGAUAUAUUUGCAUUUGGUACUAUAUAGUUUAUCCAAUAAACAACUGUUAUAUUUCAUAAAAUGUAUACUUUAUUUUCCCAAAAAAAAGUAUUCUACAUAUUUAAAACAGAACCAGGUAUUUUUAGAUUAUUGUGAAAAGGGAACUGUUUUGAAGGCACAUCGUUGGUCUAUAUUUGAAAUGAUCAUUGAGUGUUGAUGAUCAGAAAUAGAGACAAGUGUGUGCUAUUGUACAGUACUGCAGACUGUUCAUAAACAAAUAAAUAAAAGUCUUUGCAUGAAA
Messenger RNA from Etheostoma spectabile (orangethroat darter), 6094 nucleotides. RefSeq names its product junctional cadherin 5 associated a (gene jcada). Gene Ontology annotation, biological process: positive regulation of blood vessel endothelial cell proliferation involved in sprouting angiogenesis. The record is from RefSeq and is a predicted model, not a curated record. Gene Ontology annotation, cellular component: adherens junction; ruffle membrane. NCBI's taxonomy places the organism in Eukaryota, Metazoa, Chordata, Actinopteri, Perciformes, Percidae.